AGUCAGGGAGGGAAGGAAGGAGGGCGGGGGGGGCUCUGUCAUCACUUUUUCCUCCUCAAACUUUCCACCAACUCCGGGCCGUCCUCACUGAGCUCUCCCAAAGCCUCACAGGGGCUCCCCCCGUGUGUAUAGGUUGUUGGUGGUGGGGGGGAUCGCAAAACCCCCUCCGCCCAGCCCGGCUCCCCCUCGGGGCUGCCCGGCAGCCCCCUGCCGUGGGCGGGCGGCCCCUCUCCCUUCUCUCCUCUCCUCCUCUCCCCGGCCCGGCCUCCUCAUGAGCCGCUGGCCCUUAGCAAGCGCCUCCCGCCUUCGGCUCCGCGCCUGCCCCUUUAAAUGGCGGCCGCGGCCCCGCUGAGGCGCUUGGCGGGCGCCGCGCCGCCCUCGCCCCCCUCUAUGGAAGUUCAUGAAGUGGAUCAUGGUCUUAUCAGCCAGCUGCUUGCGGACUCAGAGGAGACUCUUGGUUCGUGCACAGAAAAGAUGCAGGUUCCUGCCCAAUACAGUUGGAGUGCUGACUGGAGCUUUUGGCUCUCAAGUUCCACUUACAAAUAUAGGAGCGAGGAAUUCAAGAGGCAGUUUUCUCAUCUGCCAGAUUCAGAGAGACUCAUAGUAGAUUACGCCUGUGCACUCCAGAAGGAUAUCCUGCUGCAAGGACGUUUGUACCUCUCUGAAAACUGGCUCUGUUUCCACAGCAACAUUUUCCGAUGGGAGACCACAAUUUCUAUUGCCUUGAAGGAUAUCACUUUCAUGACAAAGGAGAAGACUGCUCGACUCAUUCCAAAUGCUAUACAGAUAGCAACAAAGGGAGAGAAGUUUUUCUUCACAUCAUUCAGUGCAAGAGACAGAAGCUACCUCAGUAUCUUCCGCUUAUGGCAGAAUGUGUUGUUGGAUAAGAGGCUGACCAAGCAGGAAUUCUGGCAGCUGGUGCACCAGAGCUAUGGCUCUGAGCUGGGCCUGAACACUGAGGAGAUGGAGAGCUUCCACUCAUCGUCUGAGGACAAUGGGCAGUCUCGAUCCAGCGUUUAUGAUGAACCUGGAGAAAGGGAUGACAAACUACCUAAAACAAUUGGUUUAGUUCGGGAACCCACACUUCAGACAGAAGGAGAGUCACUCAGCAGACAUGCACUGUCAGGAGUAGAAGAGUCCCCGACUGAGACGCAAAUAAAGAAGAGCCCCCUUCCAUCUUCAGAAAGAAAAUCUGUUAAGCUAGUCAGGAGCAGAUCUUUAGAAAAGUCUUUGGAUCUGAAUGAGAAUGAAAAUCUUCCAGAGAAGAGCAGUGCCUCAGACAGUGAAGAAGCAGUGAAGGAGACUGUCUCUGAGAAUGAUCUCUAUGGGAGACUUUUUAUAAACAGAGUUUUCCACAUCACUGCAGACAAGAUGUUUGAAAUCCUCUUCACCAAUUCUCACUUCAUGCAGAGGUUUCUCAAUUCCAGGAGUAUAGUAGAUGCUGUAUCGACCCCUUGGAAUAGAGAUUCCAAUGGCAAUCAGCUGAGGACUUUGACGUACACUGUAACAAUUAACAAUCCUCUCUGUGGGAAGUUCACAACUGCAACUGAAAAGCAGAUCCUGCAUAAGCAGAGCCAGAAAGGUCAGUCUUAUCAGGUGGAUGCUGAAGUACUGACCCAUGAUGUCCCCUACCACGAUUACUUCUACACUGUGAACCGAUACUGCAUCAGCCGCACGUCCAGUCACAAAUGUCGAUUACGGGUUUCUGCAGAAGUAAAGUACAAAAAGCAGCCUUGGGGCCUGGUGAAGUCUGUAAUCGAGAAGAACACCUGGGGAGGAAUACAGGAGAACUUCAAACAACUUGAAUCAGAUCUGCUAAUGGAGGAAUAUGCAAUUAACCAAUCCAUAGAAGAUACUGGAAAAUUAGUUGCCUUGAGACGAAGACGACGCACUUUACACCGGAGUCUGGCAGAAUCGCUUCCCAAACGCUCCUCCCAGCACUCCUCUGGUGACAUGGGGCUGGAGUCCCAGGGUGGCAUAAUAGGAAGGAAAAGAGAUCCUGUAAAUAGGACCACCACCAUCAUUGUAGUAAUGAGUGUCUUUUUGCUGCUGUUGGUUUUGUUGAACAUAACGCUGUUUCUCAAACUGUCAAAGAUAGAGCACGCAGCGCAGUCUCUCUAUCAUGUCCAGCUUCAGGAAGAAAACUCUUUGAACAUAUCCCCAGAAAUGGUAUCAAAAGAGGAGAUCCCUCAAUAUGAUAAGGAACAGGUUAAACAUGUGAAGGGAGUACUAAGAGAUUCAAUUGAAAUGCUUGAGCAGCUGAAGCUCUCCCUCUCCAUGCUCCAGAGAAGCUUUGAUCACCUGAACAAGACCCAGAGCAGCAAGCCUGACAGCUAAUGCCUGCCCCAGCCGUCAACCCCAAGGAGACACGUGCUCAAGGACUCGUGGGGCAGGGACUGCACCCGUCCCCUCCGGACUCUUUUCUAUGGCGGCUCUGCAGCCGCACGGAAUAAAGCUUUCUAGAAGCAGCA
This is a messenger RNA of Cygnus atratus (black swan), 2471 nucleotides long. It is a transcript of the gene GRAMD1C, whose product is annotated as GRAM domain containing 1C. The transcript has 18 exons. The coding region runs from base 331 to 2337 and encodes 668 amino acids. Gene Ontology annotation, molecular function: sterol binding; sterol transfer activity. The record is from RefSeq and is a predicted model, not a curated record. Gene Ontology annotation, biological process: intracellular sterol transport. Gene Ontology annotation, cellular component: endoplasmic reticulum membrane; plasma membrane; endoplasmic reticulum-plasma membrane contact site. Lineage: Eukaryota; Metazoa; Chordata; Aves; Anseriformes; Anatidae.